AUGCUCUUUCUUUUUCCCAUCAAUCAUGAAGGAGCUCUUUAAGCGCAACAAAGCAGAGCAACAAAAAGUCAUCUUGCACAGGGACGUUGAUGUUGUCAUCGACCAGCGUCGUCGAUGUAAGUCUUAAUCUCACCAGGUCACUUACUUCUAGCAAGAACUUGGAUGCACUACUUGCGCACCUUAAGCGGCCUUCAGGAGAGAACCACCGUCACGAUGACUGGGCGGUGCUACCUGACUCUCUUGGGGACAAAGUCAAGGAUCGUGAAAAGGAAAAGGAGCGAGGAGUUGACAAAGAGGCUCGACAGCGCCUUUGGCGCGAGAAAGAUAAUUCCUCAGAGCUUAUCGUGACGCGCAUGAUUGUAUACCUUACAGCAACCUCGUCGGAGGAUCGGAGGCUCGUGCUUGAGGUCUGCCGCAAGCUUGCGUCUGAAACGAAUGCCAAGGAGGCUGUGAGAGCCCUUAGGAAAGAAUUGAAAUAUGCAGAGCCUAAAUCUCAAUUAUCUGCUGCUAGGUUAUUGGAAAUAAUGCUCCGCAACGCGUCCGAUACUUUCCUUACUCAGAUCAGUUCCCGUAAAUUUAUUGACACCCUCGAGGACGUGCUAACAAGCACGAGAACAUGCCCUGUUGUUAGAAACCGACUAAUGAAGGUGCUCGCAGUCGCCGCCUUCACCACCAGUUCACGUACUGGCAGUGACGGAUUUCGUGACCUAUGGAUACGCUUGAAACAUGCCGACAAGCCUCAUGUGGGGAUUUCCUUCGACACUGAUGAUGCUACGUUCAGCCUCCCCAUAGUUCCCCACCAGCGUUGUUUUAUUCCUCCCGAGGACAUGAAGCUCUUGUUCCAGCAAUGCAAGAUCGCAAUGGGAAAUGCGACUGUCCUUAGCGAAAUGCUUGCACGUGCAAAACCGGAACAGAUAGAAGGGAGCCCAAUACUCGAUUUUCUGUCAAAAUGCGAUGCGUCACAGGAACUGAUUGCCACCCAAAUUCCAUGGGCGUCUGAAGGCGCUGAACGGUCGCGUAAUGACAGAAAAAGGAAUGCAGAGGGAAAUAGACAUACGGAACAACAAACUAUGGAGGAGGAACUUCUUGACGCGUUGGUUGAUGCGAAUGAAGCGCUGCUGGGGGCAUUGAAUAUGUAUGACAAUGUUAUGCGGGUGGCGGAGGAGCAGGUGACUGUUGAUAUUGUCCAAGUCAGCAACGAUGUGGAGAUGGACCGAAGACACAAUAAAAAUGAGUACCUCGAAGAAUCUCACCAUGAUUAUGGAGGCGGCUACUCACGCAGGCCAUCACCAUCACCACCUACCUCUCCUCGCCAAACCGAUCUCCCUUUGGUUAUUCCAUCACAAACCCAUCCCCUUCCUCGGAUCCCAUUGGCACUCUCUCCUACCCAUUCGCACUACGAUUCUCCACCACAGUUCUUGAGCACAUCAAUAAUGCCAGCGCGGCCGCCUCCGCCCAUGGGACCUCGUUCGUCUACAUCCCCGUCGCGCCUGCCUGCGUCAGAUAGGGGUGGUAUCGCACGUCCAUGCGGGAACUUGUUGGAACUAAUAGACUGCUUGCACACUGAUUCAGAAGAGGAAUUUCCAAUACGGCCGAGUGUGAAGGCACUCAGGCAAAGGAGGGUCGUGAAGGAAGUCGAUGACGGUGCGUUAUGUUCUUGUUAG
Messenger RNA from Suillus subalutaceus, 1664 nucleotides. RefSeq lists its product as uncharacterized. Gene Ontology annotation, cellular component: actin cortical patch. Gene Ontology annotation, molecular function: ubiquitin binding; phosphatidylinositol binding. The transcript has 8 exons. Lineage: Eukaryota; Fungi; Basidiomycota; Agaricomycetes; Boletales; Suillaceae. Gene Ontology annotation, biological process: actin filament organization; actin cortical patch localization; endocytosis. The coding region runs from base 90 to 1664 and encodes 524 amino acids. The record is from RefSeq and is a predicted model, not a curated record.